Molecule: messenger RNA, 1132 nt
Organism: Raphanus sativus (radish)
Lineage: Eukaryota; Viridiplantae; Streptophyta; Magnoliopsida; Brassicales; Brassicaceae
Exons: 5
Coding region: 142-1068 (308 amino acids)
Biological process (GO): regulation of gene expression
Cellular component (GO): peroxisome
Molecular function (GO): RNA nuclease activity
Source: RefSeq, a predicted model, not a curated record
CUAUAUAUAAUAGAACAAAUUGGAAAGCGAUGGCCCCAAAUAUACUUCUCGAGCAGAACCCCUAACGAUUCGAUUCUGUAGAUCUACUUCCUUACUUCCUUGUCGAUUGACGGCGCGAGCAUUUCAGAUUUGUACGAGAGGAUGUCUUUAAAUAGGUACGAGGAGGCACCUCCUGAGUUACGGACAGCUAAAACGAUGGUGUGGUGGGACAUCAAAAGCUGCCCGGUUCCGGAAGGUUAUGAUCCUCUUCUUGUCCGUAGGAGUAUAGAAUCUGUCUUGAGCGAUAAACAAUACUGUGGUCCUCUCACCAUCAUUGCCUUGGGGAACCUAGAAGACAUCCCUCUCGAAGACCUGCAAGCCUACUCCUCCUCUGGCAUCGUUAUGAAACACGACCCGUUCGUUGAAUCUUCUUGUACUGAAAAUCAAGAAGGUACAACUAUCUCGAGCAUUAUGGAGGAAGUGCGACGUUGGACAUUUUUUAAUCCAGCCCCUGCUUCGAUAGUGUUCAUAUCCAAUCCCACAUGUUUUCUGCGCUUCUCUUACCAGAUGAACUGUCUUUCAACGAGAGAAUAUAACAUUCUUCUCGCAUUCGAAACCGCUCCUCGCGAUGGCUAUUCUCCUCCUAGUCCUACAAAAUUUCUCUGGAAAGACUUGCUUAAAGAUGCAGUGAGGAAAUCACAUUCUACAGGGCAAAGAAUUGAGGAGAAGUUCUCAGGUGAACCUGGCGGCAUUUUUUGCGCAGCAUGCAAGUCUGGUUCAAGAGACGGACGCAUUGAAGAUGGUGAUUUAACCACGCAUCUCACGAGUGAAACACAUGAACUGGAAUGGUAUACCUCGAGAAAGAAUGGAUUACCUUUUGAAGAAUCACCCAGAGAACAAGGGAAGAGGAAGAGAGGAAGACAGCGAAGAGGAAGACAACGAAUGAGCGUCGCUUUGAGCCCCUUUUUAUCAUGUGUUUUAUCUUCUUUUUUUUUUUUGAGCAACGCACACUUUUAUCUAUUCUAUGUUUGGUGGAAAUUAGCCUUUUAUCUAAUCUAUGUUUGGUGGAAAUUAGUCCAAUACACUUGAUGUAAUACCGACGAAAAUUUGAAACCUUUAUGCUUAGGGGUUUGCAGAAAACAUUGUUUUUGUC